Molecule: messenger RNA, 1809 nt
Organism: Penicillium cataractarum
Lineage: Eukaryota; Fungi; Ascomycota; Eurotiomycetes; Eurotiales; Aspergillaceae
Gene: vps27
Product: ESCRT-0 subunit protein VPS27
Exons: 5
Coding region: 1-1809 (602 amino acids)
Biological process (GO): protein targeting to vacuole; protein transport to vacuole involved in ubiquitin-dependent protein catabolic process via the multivesicular body sorting pathway
Cellular component (GO): ESCRT-0 complex
Molecular function (GO): ubiquitin binding; phosphatidylinositol-3-phosphate binding
Source: RefSeq, a predicted model, not a curated record
AUGGCCGGCUGGUUCUCCUCAACGUCGCCCCUCGAUGAGCAGAUCGAGCGGGCGACCGGCUCCUCUCUAGAGGAUAUCGCUCUGAACCUGGAGAUCUCUGAUAUGGUUCGAUCGAAGAGUGUCCAGCCCAAGGAUGCCAUGAGGUCUUUGAAGCGUCGACUGGAAAACCGAAACCCCAAUAUUCAGCUAGCAACCUUGAAGUUGACCGAUACCUGUGUCAAGAACGGUGGCACCCACUUCCUGGCCGAGAUCGCAUCCCGUGAAUUCAUGGACAAUCUAGUGUCGCUACUCAAAUCCGAAGGCGCUCCGCUGAACCCCGAUGUACAACGCAAGAUCUUGGAGCUCAUCCAGAACUGGGCGAUGGCGGCCCAGGGCCGGAUGGACUUGAUGUAUCUUGGGGAAACAUAUAGGAAGCUUCAAAACGAAGGAUUCCAGUUUCCUCCAAAGACGGAAAUGAGCGGUUCCAUGCUGGAAAGCAAUGCACCUGUUAGAGUUGACGAUGGGUGCUACGCUAAACUGACCUCGAAGUCAUACACGCCCGCCGGGCUACAGGAUCGUUCCGCGUUUAAGAAUAAUUCCAUCACUAAAUCCAAUGUGAUGGAGCCUCGGGGCGCCAAAGCGGAUACCAGUUUCGAUGACGAUCUUCGUCGGGCAUUGCAAAUGAGCCUCGAGGAGGCGGAAGGAAGAGGACCCACUGGAUUUGUGCCGCAAACCGGCAAUGCUCCUGAACGAGCCAAGCCAGCUACUGCUCCCGCUCCUGGCCCUUCGAAUGUGGAAGAAGAAGAUGCGGAUUUGAAAGCUGCAAUUGAAGCCUCCCUCCGGGAUAUGGAAGAGCAUAAGCAGAAACAUGCGGCUGCGUUGAAGAGCAAUCCUCCGCCAUCCACGGCUUUCCAUGAUUCAUCUAGCACGUCAACCCCCCUACCAAAGAACCCAUAUGAGCUCAGUGCGGUGGAGGCAGAGAAUAUCCACCUUUUCUCUACUCUUGUCGAUCGACUACAACAACAACCUCCUGGAACCAUCCUUCGAGAACCCCAAAUCCAAGAACUCUAUGAGAGCAUUGGUACACUUCGGCCUAAACUAACACGGAGUUAUGGAGAAACAAUGAGCAAACAUGAUACUCUCCUUGAUCUACACUCAAAGCUUUCUACUGUUGUUCGUUACUACGAUCGAAUGCUGGAAGAGCGCUUAUCUAGUGCCUAUUCUCAACAGAAUCUGGGAUAUGGAGCUAUUCCGGGUGCCGCACAGUACCCGGUCAUGCCCGGUGUCCCCUCCCAUGCGCCGGAUAUGAAAUCUGGCGCUGAGAACUAUUAUUACACGAACGCGCCAGACACUCCCCGCGCAUCUACAUAUGCGCCUCGGCAGGUCAACGGUAGUGGGUAUGAUGCGCCUCCUGUGACGAACCCGGCCUACUCGCAACAGGCGCAUAACAAUUGGGGCCAGAACCCAUACCCAUCGUUGGGAUCCCCUCCACCGCAAACCCAUCCUACUCCCAGUAACCAGGUUGCACCUGGAUCGACUGGUGCACCCCAGUACUACGUCCCUCAGCCGGAGCAAGAUCCCUCUCAAUCGCAAUUCUCCGAAACCCCUUAUCACCCAUCACCCGUCAUGCAGCGAGACUCGCAAUACCAGGCCAGCGCACCUCCCGCGGGUCUUACCCCCAGUGCUCCCGAACCGCACUCGCCGAAGCAAGUCCAUUCACCUACUUACUCCAACGUGCCUCCAGCAGGUCAGCAGCCAACUGGGCUCCCCCUCAGUCUUAUUAUUAUCAACCUCAGCAGCCCGGCGCGGUACCUUCGGGUUAUCCAAUGA